Mucor velutinosus is the source of this 450-nucleotide messenger RNA. Its product is annotated as mitochondrial thiamine pyrophosphate transporter. Lineage: Eukaryota; Fungi; Mucoromycota; Mucoromycetes; Mucorales; Mucoraceae. The record is from RefSeq and is a predicted model, not a curated record. Gene Ontology annotation, cellular component: cytoplasm. Gene Ontology annotation, biological process: N-acetylglucosamine metabolic process. Bases 1 to 450 code for a protein of 149 amino acids. The transcript has 2 exons.
AUGACCGUUCUCCCAGAAGACCACGUUUACACUGACCAUGUUCAUCCUUGGGAGGAAAUUGUCUAUUAUGUUUCCCAAAAUCAAGUGAGCAAACUACGCAGAAACAAGGACGCCCAAGCAGUGUAUCAGAAAUGGACUCAAGAGACACUCCAAACAUACGGUUCCGUUGAAAACUUUCUCUUGAAAGAAAAACUGAUCUGGCCAAAGGAUGACCCCAAGCCAAUGUUAGUGCUGCCAAAUGAUUUCCCUUAUUCAGUCGAUCCUGGGAUUGAACAUGUCUUGAUUUGGUCCAAAGCACCCUUAGCUGCCGAUUUUGUGGAAUCGGUGUUGGAUGAGAGAUUUGGUGCUCAUGUUUGGGAAUGGGUCUAUUUUGUUAAUCCCCCUGAAUGGCAGAGUGUGCCUACACUGCCUCAUGUGCAUGUCUUUAUGCGAAAGAGAUGCUUAGAAUAA